AUGAUGUUUUUAGUAGUCUCAGGAGCAACAAAUUCGGUAAUAAAAUCUUCCAUGUUUUCCAAUCCACCUAAAAUGAGUGGACGAUUUGUGCACACUAUAGGUUCGUCUGGCCAGACAAUAAAAGAAAAACUUACUGUGCCUCUGUCUUGCACAACAUCAGACGGCAAGACACUCAAACAUUCAUUUUUGCUUUCAAACUUAUGCCCAGUUAAUUUAUUAGGAAGAGAUCUCAUGUGUAGUUUAGGUAUUUCACUGAUUUCCACUCCGGAGGGAGUGCAGGUCACAACCACAGACAAUGUGAAUAAUUAUUCCUUUGUUUGUGUUAAUUUCAGCUCAGAGCCGCUGCUCUACUCUUAUCAGUGGCUACUGAAGGGAGAGGCUGUAACUGAGGCCCUCAUACAGGCUGCUCGACAGCUUGUUUCCUCACAGAAUACGACCUUUAGAGACGCAUCUGACCUGUCUUGUACAGCACAUGUGUCCACUGGUCCUGAUGAGGAGUUUGAAAAAUCAUGGUUACGCACACAUGCGGACAAACUGACCUCAACCUCUCUAUUCUGGGAUGAACAUAGGUCUGCGCUUGCGAUUUCUCUCACUAACGAACAAGAGAGAUUUGUUGAUGCUUAUUCUACAGAUCCACAUGUCCUUCUGUCAAAACAUGACGGAGACAGAUGGCAGGACUUGGGUCCUUUCGUGGACAGAUGUCAACGGGAAGGAGACUGGCAAACGACUUCCGACCCGAAUGUGAUGUAUUCACCUACUUUGCAUGCUUACAAAAAACUUUUUCAGUCUAACUUUCAUGCGCAGCGUACAGUGCACUUGGUACCUCAACAUUCCACACACACUCCACACCACGUGUUUUUGUCAGAGGACGCUCUGACGCAGUAUCCAGCCUUACAGGAAGUUCCAGCUUCCCUGUGGGCCACACACAAAUAUGAUGUAGGUUUGAUCAAAGGAUGUGACCCAGUGGUCAUCACGCCGAAAUCUGACUACAGACCAUGCAAACAGCAAUACCCUUUAAAGAGAGAAGCAAUUGAAGGAAUAACACCGGUGUUUAACUCUCUUUUGAAAGCAGGAGUCGUUGUCCCAUGUGACAACUCUCCAGUGAGGACUCCACUCUUCCCAGUUAAGAAAAUCAGAGACAAAGGACAGCCAACAGAAUGGAGGUUUGUCCAGGAUCUGCAAGCAGUAAAUGCGGCGGUCCAACCACGCGCGCCUACGCGUGCCCAUCCACAAAGACAGUCAAUUCUGGUUUGCUUUUGAAUUCAACGGAAAGUCAUACACUUUUACCAGACUGUGCCAGGGGUAUUCAGAAAGCCCUACAAUCUACAAUAUGGCACUGAAAGAAAGCCUGGAUGAUCUUGUCUUGUCCCCAGGCACCGCCCUGCUGCAGUACGUUGACGACUUGAUGAUCUGCACUGAGGAUCAGGAAACUUGCAAAGCAGAUACGAUCAAGCUGCUGAAACACCUGCAUGGUGCAGGACACAAAGCAAGUCUGUCUAAAUUACAGUUUGUUCAGACUGAAGUUACCUUCCUAGGUCACAUCAUCACCGCUGAAGGGAAAUCCAUUUCACCUAAAAGAGCUGAAGCUAUUCAGAACCUGCCUAAACCGUGCACAUACAAACAGCUUAUGUCCUUUUUAGGCAUGUGCUCUUAUUGCAGGAAUUUCAUUCCUAACUGCGCCGUCUUGGAGGCUCCGCUUAGAGCUCUGAUGCAGACGUCUUCUGCAUCCACCACCCGCCUCAUGUGGACAUCUGAGGCGGAACAGGCGUUCACAGACCUCAAACUUGCUCUUCAGUCUGCUCCUACUUUGGGUCUGCCUGACCCUACGCGACCUUUCACCCAAACAGUGGAUGAGAAAUCAGGUUGUAUGACCUCUGUCCUUCUACAGGAUCACGGAGGGCGUCCACGCCCUGUAGCCUAUUUCUCUGCUAAGCUUGACCCAGUCGCUGCGGGGCUCCCACGAUGCCUCCGAGCAGUGGCUGCGGCAGAGAAAGCCGUGCUGGCAUCACGUGACAUUGUUGGCUAUUCUGAUGUCACCCUGCUGGUUCCUCAUGCCGUGUCUUUGAUCCUUUUGGAACAAAAAACAUCGCAUCUUUCUACAGCCCGAUGGCUUAGAUACAACACCAUCCUACUGGAAAUGCCAAACAUCACUGUCAAAAGGUGCAAUGUGCUUAACCCAGCCACUUUGUUUCCAGGCCCUGACGAUGGCGAGCCUCACAACUGUGUUUCGGUCUUGAACCAGGUUUGCACUCCGCGCCCAGAUCUAUCGGAGGUGCCAAUUCCUAACUGUGACCUCGUUCUCUUUGUUGAUGGCUCCGCCUCUAGAGACCCUGCUUCGGGCCACUGUCAGGUUGGAUAUGCAGUCUGCACCUCUCAUACUGUUUUACAGUCUGGCGCUUUGCCAGGACAUUACUCUGCUCAGGCUGCGGAGUUGAUCGCACUGACCGAAGCCUGUAAAUUGGCUGAAGGGAAGUCUGCUACUAUCUACACAGACUCCAGAUACGCUUUUGGCGUCACACAUGACUUUGGUGCUCUGUGGAAACACAGAAAGUUUUUGAAAUCUGAUGGCAAACCUAUCUUGCAUCAUGAUAAGGUUGCUGAUCUGCUCGACGCAAUUCUGUUACCAGCUGCAAUUGCUGUAUGUAAGUGCCCUGCACACACUGGGGGCACUGAUCCCAUCUCUGCUGGAAACGCACGCGCUGAUGCUGCUGCGAAGGCAGCUGCCCGACUUCCCCUUCCCUUUGCUCCCUGCCUCUUAUCCUCCACCUCUACCCAACCUCCCUCUCCUCCCUCUGCUCUCCCGGAUCUUCAGACGUUCUCUACCCCACAGGAACGCAAGCUCUGGCUGACGAAUGGCGCCAUCAGUAGCCAUGGCGUUUGGUAUGGGCCCGACGGCAAACCUUGCCUGCCUAAACACUUUUUCCCUCAUUUCGCGAAGUUGACACAUGGACUAGACCAUGUAUCAAAGGGGGGAAUGUUAGAUGCUCUCACAAAACAUUGGUACACUAAGGGAUUUUCAAUCUAUGUGCAAAAAUACUGUGAAGCAUGUAUGACAUGCGCCCAACACAACCCAGGUAAGACGACUGCCAAACCACUGGCAGCUCACCCACCACCGGAACAGGCAUUCGACCAUUUAAUGCUGGACUUCAUCGAACUAACGCCAGCAGAAGGUAAAAAGUAUUGUUUAGUGAUUGUUGAUAUGUGGUCAAAAUGGGUGGAGGCCUUCCCAGCUAAACAUGCUAACAGCCAUGCAGUUACCAAAGCCUUGCUGACAGAAAUAAUUCCCAGAUGGGGGAUUCCAUCUAAAAUCAGCAGUGACAACGGCUCACACUUUGCAAACCAAGCCCUCGAGGAAGUGGGAAAGUUUCUGAACAUUGACAUCAGAAAGCACUGCUCUUACCACCCUCAAAGCGGAGGGGCGGUAGAGAGAGAGAAUGGCACUUUGAAAAACAAACUGGCUAAAUGCUGCUCAGAGACUGGUCUCAAGUGGACUUAGGCUCUUCCCAUUGUGCUCUCAUACAUGAGAAUGAGGAGAAGGAUGAGAACAAACCUCAGCCCGUAUGAGAUUCUAUUUGGUAGACCUCCUAUGAUGGGACUCCACCCUGAGACCGAGACUAGGAUUUUACCACCUACUGAAAUGUGCGAAGACGCAAUGCUACAGUACUGUAAGAACUUAUCCUCUGUUCUGUCCCAAAUCUCUAAACAGGUGAAAGCGGCUCUGCCCAAACAGGCGACAGAACCACUGCACAUCAUUCAACCAGGAGACUGGGUGAUCAUUAAGGAGCUUCGCAGGAAGCACUGGAACUCAAAGCGGUGGCAAGGUCCCUUCCAAGUCCUUCAGACGACCAACACGGCUGUGAAGAUCGCAGAAAGAGUGACUUGGAUCCAUUCCAGCCACUGCAGGAAGGUCCCGGAUCCAACAGACGACCCUCCAUCUCCAUCUACACCACACGAGAAAACCACCACCGACGAAAAGAAUUGAGAAGGACGACCCUCGCUGUGCUCACACACGCACUGAGGCGAGGCUGCGUUGACCGUUCAGCUAAAGGUGUGAGCCAAGCGCCGCCUGAAGCUGCGCCGGUGAAUCACACUAUCAGACCAUACAUCUACACACACGCUCCUGAGAAAACACACACACAAGCAGCCUUGAGUUGCCAACGCUGGACGACGUGUAGACUCUUCACAUCACGGGGAGUGACAGUGACUCAGACGACAUUGGGAGGAAACCUGGAGGUGAUAACAAAUCCCAGGUGUCUCUGUGAUCAGCUGAUCACAACCUGAAGAACCCCAACGAACUGUCAAGGUGUCAACAAACAGGUUGGGAACAAUCUAACGCUACUAUUCAACAGGAAGAAGAAGACACUGAUUGUGACCCUGUUGCUUUGAUCCUUAUUGUAUGUUACUUUAAUAUUUGCUCUAAAUUGUGUGGUUGAUUUACAUGUAUACCUCUCUGUGAUUUCAUCCACUAUUCUUAAACAAAGCAUUUUAUGCUUCCACUUGAUUCACACUUACACUCAAAUUUUUAUCUUCCACUGACACAAAAUGACAUUUACCAGACGAAACACGAUAAAAAUGAUUGUCAUAUCAACCAUUGCGGUGACAUGUGUGACCCUCCCGUACUUCUGGAGAACUCGCACAUUUGUUCACUAUAGAUCCAAACGCAACAUUAAGGACCCUAAAGCCUGGCAGCUUGCCCAAAACUACGUAAAUCAGAACCCCACAGGGAACUUAUGGUUAGCGUACCUCAAGUACACUUCUAAAACCCUCACAAACAAUUCAUGUGUAGCAUGUGCUGUCGCCAGACCCGAUCUCAUGGCUGUGCCCACUCCCUUUAACAGCAGUGAGUGUUACAACGAGCGACAACUGCACAAUAAAGACACCGGGUGUAGAUACACUGCGGACCCCAGCAUUCCAAGAUGUGAUCCGUCUUGCAAAAUGCGCGCCUUGCACAUUCUGGGCAAGGGUAUGGAGAUGUACAGUCCCGUCACACAUAAGAAAGUUAAGGUGGCCGACAUCAAGGUAACGAAAAAGGAGCCCGCGGCUCCCUUGUAUUACACGGUGUGUACCACGUGUGAGUUUGAAUGCUUCACCUCCAGCCUCGACGGAGGAAUAGAUGUACUGUAGGCCACUUUCCCAAUUGUCACCUGACGUGGGACGUCUCCAACGCACACGGACUUAACCCUGAAGACCAUGUGAUCCGGUUUGCGAUUCCAACUCACACCGGUGCUGCCCCUUUACCCUCAUAUACAUAUAGGAUCAAUAAUGUCUCACACGUUGCCCCAUCCUCCACCGACUUAGUCCAGCAAAGGAAGCCCUUGUCCGACAUGUGGUGGCUCUGUGGGGAUCACCCCAGGGCCACCUUACCAACCAAUUGGACCGGCACCUGUACUCAGGUAGUGUUCCUCACAGGGGGAAUACACCUUUUGCCCUCAGCUCCACAGAAACACUCACGCACCAGACGCAGUGCUCCAGGAGGUUCCUUGGAUCCUGACCUUUACAUGGAUGCAAUAGGCGUACCACGAGGAGUGCCGGAGGAGUUUAAGGCUCGCAACGAGCAUGCGGCAGGGUGGACGAGUGCUAUACCCUUUAUGGGCCCCAUAAUAGAGGUUAACAAGAAUUCGGCCUGGAUCAACUACCUUUAUUACAAUCAACAGCGUUUCAUCAACAAAACUGCGGGCGGUAUGAGAGGCAUGUCUGGGCAGCUGGCUCCCACGUCUCAGAUGACUUGGCAGAAUAGAAUGGCCCUGGACAUGUUGCUAGCGGAGAAAGGAGGUGUCUGCGUUAUGUUUGGAGAAGCGUGCUGUACUUUUAUCCCCAACAACACUGAUUCUAAUGGUACUGUGACAAAGGCUAUUGAGGGCCUUGAGAGUCUUAGAGACGAAUGGGCUAGAAACUCCGGCGUAGAUCCGUCCCCUUGGCGCUGGCUAGACCAAACUUUUGGAAAAUGGAAAUCAGUUUUUAUAUCGGCAAUAGUCUCGCUUAUCAUCUUCAUGGCCGUGAUCAUGUUGCUUGGUUGUUGUGUUAUUCCUCUAAUUAGGGGUCUCAUCAUGCGCGCGAUAUCAGCGGCGCUUUCGUACCAAAUGACACAAUGCACUACAUUCAGGAAUCCAGAUACCGAUUCACUCAUUGGUUCUGAUGCUGACUCUGUAGAGGAUGAUGUUGACGUUGAUAACGAGGACCACAAAGAUGACUCCGAUGAUGAUGGUAGUGACACGGAGACUGACGCCACAAUAGUUUAAAUCAACAUAUAACCCUCUUCCUAUUUUUGCUUGACUGAACGUGAUCUGAUUGAUUAUAGGCUUAUGUCCCUGUCUUUCCAAAGCUCAUACACAAGGGUUAUUCUAGUAUAACUACCCACAAAAACAGCUCACAAGCUUUUUAUCCCUACGCCAUUUACAUUUUUAUAAACAAUACAUUUAACGAAUCAUUUUUAAAGAAUGCUUUAUUACUACAAAAUGAAUGCCACGAUUGACAAUUUUUAUUCUUUUAAUGUUUGAUUAAUGUGUAAUCAAAAGGGGGGAAAUGUAAUGGAAAAAUUGUACUUUAAUGCUUUUGUAUUCAUUUCUGACUCUGCAUAGUGACCAUGCAUUCUGUACUUGUUGAUUAGAUCCAGAACUGAACAUUCUCAGACAGACAAUCUAUCUCCCUCUCAAGGUGACCGAUUGUUCAUGGCCUGAGUCUGCCUUUUAACCCUGGGCUCUGGCUCCUUUCUGUCUGAUGCCUCACCAGACCCAAGGCUGUAGCCUUGUUUAUUCCAUGUGUAAUAUGAACAUCUUCACCCACAGUGUGAUAAGGAGAUUCCACCAGGUCCAGGGAAAAAGGUUAAAAGGCAGAAGCAACUUGAGGAUCGUGGGCUCUUUGCAUUAUACCUCCGUGGUGUGUGUGCACUGAUCUCCCCAGCUGGUUUUCUUUUCUUUUUGAUUUGCUUUCCCCAUUAUUUUUAUUUUCUUUAUUAUUUCAAUAAAUCGCACAAAAAGGACAA
Messenger RNA from Betta splendens (Siamese fighting fish), 6982 nucleotides. Its product is annotated as protein NYNRIN-like. The transcript is spliced from 2 exons. The record is from RefSeq and is a predicted model, not a curated record. Gene Ontology annotation, biological process: DNA integration. Bases 1190 to 3496 code for a protein of 768 amino acids. NCBI's taxonomy places the organism in Eukaryota, Metazoa, Chordata, Actinopteri, Anabantiformes, Osphronemidae. Gene Ontology annotation, molecular function: RNA-DNA hybrid ribonuclease activity; nucleic acid binding.